AUGCUUCGCAGCCUAGCUUUGACAAUCAUCUGGAUAUGCUUCACUGUAUUGGCAGAGACUAGGCCCUCCUUCGAGGAUGAUUUUCAAGAAUUUGGUAGACAUACAAACCAAUCACUACUAUGGGCCCCAUACCGAUCCAACUGUUACUUCGGAAUAAGGCCCCGAUUUGUCAACGAAAACCCCCUGAUGAUGGGACUCAUGUGGUUUGAUGCGUCUGAGCCACAGGGGUUGAACCAGUUGAGACAUUUCGUCGACAUAGGCGACAAGCUUGAAAAGUACAGCUACGAAAGGUACGACCCAAGAUUAGGUGGCAAGGAAGUGAUAAUAGAUAGGGAAAACAACCUGAACUUGACAAUUCAUUUUGCGAAGAGUAGGAAUGGUGAAAAUUGGGGUGCAAGAAUCUCUGGAGAGCCUUUAGAUCCAACGAAGACUAAAGUGCCCUCGCUGGUAAUGUACUUCAGUCAAAACGGUCCGGCGGGCAACCUAGGGAGAGAUUCCACUACACGUCAAGACAAAAAUGGCAUAUAUCUUGAGGGCUCUGCUCCAGAGCUUGGCGCGUACGACAUAAGAAUAACUGACAAUUCUGGCGAGUAUUACAGCGGGGGCCCUGCUUCAGAAGUUAAUGGCGACAGCACAAAGCCAUCGCACAUUUCGUUUACAGUGCCAGAUGACCAGGUAUGGAAAGCCCGCGACAUUUUCCAAACGAUGUUGACAGAGUCUAUACAGCAGAUAGUGGCAUCGGGCAAGAAGAUAAAUCCUAUGUCUUUGCCAUCUGCAUUGAUGUUGAGAAACACCAACAACUUCCCGCCUGGCAGUUUUCAUUUCGUUCAAAAAACUUUUGAUUUUAAAGAACCCUUCGAAUUCGAUAUCAUAUUCAACAAGAAGGGCUCAAAGCAGCGCAUAAGCUCUAGGAAUGAAUUCUCAACUUUGAUCUCUUGGACCAUGAGCGAACUCGAAGUACGUUUCAACAACAAAUUUUCCAUAAAAGACCUGAAUCUCAAGCAAUUUGCAGAGGAGACCCUGGCAAAUCUGAUGGGAGGGAUAGGUUAUUUUUAUGGUACUCAAAUGGUUGACCGCACUACAGAAUUUGAUGAAGAACAGUUCGAAAAAAUUGAGCUCAAGGCAGCUAAAGAGGAGGGACCAUUGCAACUGUUUAGUUCGGUGCCCAGUAGGGCCUUCUUUCCCCGGGGGUUUUAUUGGGAUGAAGGGUUCCACCUGCUGCAAAUGAUGGAAUAUGAUUUCGAUCUAGCACUAGAAAUUUUACAGAGCUGGUUCGCAUUGAUCGAAGAUGACAGUGGAUGGGUGGCACGAGAACUGAUACUUGGCAGCGAAGCUAGGAGCAAGGUCCCUGAAGAAUUUCAAGUUCAAAACCCUAACAUUGCAAAUCCUCCAACUUUGCUGUUAUGUUUCAGCGAGAUGUUGGCCCGAGCUCUCGAAUAUCAAGAGUCAAUAAACAAAGAACCAGAAGAUCACUCAUUCACUGCAUCCAAUACUGAUGAACUUCUAAAGCGUCCUGAGCUUUUGACUUUGUUUGCCAAGAAGGUUUACCCUAAGCUUCUAAAGCACUACGAAUGGUGGACCAACAGUCAAAGAGGAUUCAUUGAGGAGUACUUGGAAGUCCUCCACAACGAUGUUCAUCCAGAGGAGGCAUUCAGAUGGGUUGGGAGAACUUUCACACACUGUUUACCUAGUGGUCUUGAUGACUAUCCCCGUGCUCAGCCUCCUGAUGUUGCAGAGUUGCAUUUAGAUGCCCUUGCUUGGGCUGGUGUUAUGACAAGAUCAAUGAAGCAGAUAUCAAAGGUUCUAGACAUGCCGGAAGAGUUUGAACGGUUUUCUCAGACAGAAAAGAAAAUCAUUGAUAAUUUAGACUACAUCCAUUGGAGUGAAGAAGAUCACUGCUAUUAUGAUGUGACGAUCGAUGACGACAAAGACGAAUUGCGUCAAUUUGUGCGCCACGAGGGCUAUGUCUCGUUAAUGCCCUUCGCACUAAAACUCGUUCCUAAAAAGUCCGAUAAGCUAAAAUGGUUUUUAAAUUCAAUGGGGGACAACGAGAAGUUGUUUAGCGAUUACGGCAUCCUCUCACUGUCCCGGAAAGACGAGGUUUUUGAAACUGGAGAGGUAUACUGGAGAGGUCCAGUUUGGAUCAACAUGAACUACUUGCUUUUGGACAGCUUAGUCUUUUAUUUCCAACAAGGCGGCGAUGAGCAGGAUUUAGAGACGGUGCAAAAAGCUCAAAAGCUAUACAGUGACCUUAGGACUAACUUGAUAGCAAACAUGUACCGUGUGUGGGGUGAGGACGGUUACGUAUACGAGAAUUAUAAUCACGACACUGGGAAGGGGACUGGUGUACAGCACUUCACUGGGUGGAGUUCGUUGAUUGUUAACAUUUUGGGUAUACUUCCAGAACGAUUGUAG
Messenger RNA from Lachancea nothofagi CBS 11611, 2415 nucleotides. The record is from the annotation of a GenBank genome assembly. NCBI's taxonomy places the organism in Eukaryota, Fungi, Ascomycota, Saccharomycetes, Saccharomycetales, Saccharomycetaceae.